AUGGUGCUUUGGUGGAGACGGAUAAAGAAGGUGAGUGAGUCCAAGAAGACUUCUCGCAAGCCCAAGAACACUGCGUUCAGGCAGCAGAGACUGAAGGCAUGGCAGCCAAUACUGUCACCGCAGAGUGUGCUCCCGUUACUUAUCAUGGUUGCGUGCAUAUUUGCCCCUAUCGGUGUGGGUCUGCUUGUGAGUGCGUUCAAUGUGCAGAAGUUAGAGAUAGACUACACUGAUUGCGAUCAAUUGGUAGCUGGCAAUGACUACACGUUCAUUCCUCAUGACAAAGUAAAGCACCAAUUCAAGAGGAAGCUGUCCGUUUAUCCUCAAUGGAAGCUGGAAAGUGGGACCGAUGGCGACGUUUGCAAGUUGCAGUUCGAAGUGCCGCAUCAGAUGAAGAAAUCCAUAUACAUGUACUAUAAGAUGACUAGAUAUCACCAGAAUCAUAGGAAGAUGGUUGAAGCGUUUGAUAAGAAACAGCUGAAGGGCAAAGCAAUCUCAGGGUCGAAACUGGACAAGAAAUGUGAUCCACUGAGAACCAUUGGUGAUAAGAUAGUAUAUCCAUGUGGACUUACAGCUAAUGCCUUGUUUAAUGACACUUUCUCAGAAACUCUCGCCGGCGUUAAAGGCUCCUCAGACUAUGAAAUGACCAAGAACGGUACUGCUUGGGGUACAGAUAGACACCGUUACGGUAAGACUGAAUACGACGCUUCUGAAAUAGUACCACCUCCAAAUUGGGCGCACAUGUUUCCCAAUGGAUAUACCAAUGACAACAUUCCUAAUCUUGGUCAAUGGCCAGAGUUUCAAAUAUGGAUGAGAACUGCGGCGCUGCCAAGUUUUUACAAGUUAUACAUGAAGAAUGACGAUGAUAACCUGCCUAGAGGCACUUACGAGAUUAGUAUUGGUAUGAAUUACCUGGUCAGAUCUUUUGGUGGUACCAAGUCAAUUUUACUGACAGACAAUAGUAUAAUUGGUGCCACAAACAUUGCUUUGGGGAUCAUAUACCUAGUAGUAGCAGUAAUUGCGACAUUGUUUGCAGUGAUAUUCUUGCUGAAAGUACUGAUCCAGCCAACAAAUGUUAAGGGCCACAUGUAUUUAGACUUUGACUCAAUUGAUCAGUCAUCCUUUUACUCAAGAAACUCUGCUAAUACUCCAUUGAGAGAGAUUCUGUAA
Messenger RNA from Nakaseomyces glabratus, 1167 nucleotides. RefSeq names its product putative aminophospholipid translocase regulatory protein. The record is from RefSeq and is a predicted model, not a curated record. Gene Ontology annotation, cellular component: plasma membrane; Golgi apparatus; endoplasmic reticulum. NCBI's taxonomy places the organism in Eukaryota, Fungi, Ascomycota, Saccharomycetes, Saccharomycetales, Saccharomycetaceae.